AUUGUAUCCAAGACCAGGUUCGACAAGUCAAACGAUCUCAUUAUCUCUUCCUGCAACACAAAUCGACAAUAUGAAGGACAUUCAGCUUAUUCAUCCUCCCCGAGAAAAUCUUCUCCUCAUAAUCAGCCUCAACUGCGAUAACACAUCCCCAACUUCUCAUUGGACCCCUCGGCUAACUUUAGUGGCCGUCGGUUUACGUUACCCGUCGGAAAACUGCCACACAGACCCCCUGAAGGUCCCUGUAAGAAAAACUAGCCGAAAAUAGCCAUAGCGGGACACUUUCUGUCUCGCGGAGUUUCCUGAUUCAUGUUGGCGGGCGUCAUGAAUUCAGCCUGGAUUGUGUCAUGACCCAGGAGCUAGACACAGCUCUUAUAAGCUGGCCAAGCCCGGGGUAGUUAUUUCCUGGGGUAACUCCAUUGUGAUUACGAACAGGGCAACAUGUCUUCCAACGAGCAGCUUUACGAGAAGAUCUCCAAGUCUGUCGCUCAUCAUGAGCAGGACUUGGCAGACAUUUGCAAAAAGAUCCAUGAAAACCCAGAGUUCAACUACAAAGAGUUCAAAGCCCACGACAACAUCUGCGACCUCAUGCACCGUCUCGGCUACAACGUCAAACGCUCCGCCUACGGCAUCCAAACCUCCUUCGAAGUCGAAUCCGGCCAGAACGGGAAACUCAUCGUCUUCAACGCAGAAUACGACGCUCUCCCCGGUCUAGGCCACGCCUGCGGCCACAACCUCAUCGCAACAAGUUCCAUCGCCGCAUUCAUCGCCACCGCCGAAACAAUACGUUCCUCCAACAUCCCCGGCCGCGUUCGUCUCCUCGGUACACCGGCCGAAGAAGGCGGAGGUGGAAAAGUCCAUCUUAUAAAAGCAGGUGCUUACGAGGGUGUAGAUGCUUGUUUAAUGGCUCAUCCUACAGGGAGGUUGUCGCCGCAGGGGGAGAAGAAUAUCGAUGGUGUUUCGGCGGCGAGAUCGAGUGCGAGGAGGCAGAUGAAGGUGGCAUUCACGGGACAGAAUGCUCAUGCGGGGAAUACGCCCUGGCAUGGGAAGAAUGCGCUCGAUGCGGUUGUUUCAUCUUAUGUGAACAUUUCACUGCUGAGACAGCAGAUUCAACCAACAGAGAGAAUUCACGGUGUUAUUAGGAAUGGAGGUGCUGAACCGAAUAUUAUUCCGGAUUCGACGAAUUUGGAGUAUUAUUUGAGAGCGGCGGGUGUUGAUCAGAUUAAGGAGCUUACGGGGAGGGUUGAGGCUUGCUUCAAGGCUGGGGCUAUUGCGACGGGGUGUGAAGUCAAGUGCAGCUGUGAAUCAGAUCAAGAUUAUAUGGAGCUUCGCCCUAAUAUCUCCAUGUCUAACGAGUUUACAAAACACAUGCAGGCUUUUGGCAGAGAUUACAUCGGAGACGCGAAUCAGCCACCAAUGGGUGCAUCAACAGAUAUGGGCAACGUGACAUACUGCCUCCCCGGUAUUCAUCCAAUGUUCGCCGUCGGAACAGACGAUCCUAUGAUUCAACCUCAUACACCAAAAUUUGCGGAAGCAGCUGGAACGAGGGAAGCGUUCGAGAGAGCCUUGGAUUGUGCAAAGGGAUUAGCAGCUACUGCUUGUGAGAUGUUACGUCAGCCUGAGUUGAUGGAUCAGGCGAGGGAUGAGUUUAAGAGGGAUGUUGAGCCGAUUGGUUACAGACUUUAGAUCGCCUAAUUUAUGAGAUAAGAAGCCUUGAUUAU
Molecule: messenger RNA, 1718 nt
Organism: Fusarium redolens
Lineage: Eukaryota; Fungi; Ascomycota; Sordariomycetes; Hypocreales; Nectriaceae
Exons: 4
Coding region: 439-1683 (414 amino acids)
Molecular function (GO): dipeptidase activity
Source: RefSeq, a predicted model, not a curated record